GUAAUAACAAAACCGAAAGUUGAUAUUCUGAUAUAGGAACCAAAAGAGUUGUAACUAAUUAUUUAAAUAAUUACAAUACACCCAAGCCAUUUUAAUAAAAUUUAUAUCGGUAGCCUUUAUAUCAUCUUUUACAUUCGUAAUUAACUAAAUGAUAGAUAUAGCAUAUCAAUUAGUUUAGGUGUUAAUUUUGCUUAACUUAGCACUUGUGACUUAGCAGCAUUGCAUUGACAUGACAUUGUUAUUGUUGUUGAUUCAUUGAUUUUGAUUGAAUGAUUGAUUGAUCUGAGUUCAAAUUUAAAAUUUACAUUCUUACUCUUAGUAAUAUUAUCUUAGACAUCUUUUACACUUCUUUCUAUUUCUACUUACGUCUACUACGACUAGUGAUAGUAGUACUAAUCAGCCUAACUGUCUAACUUACACUAACUAAUUAUUAGUAUUACUAAUAGUAUUAGUAAUACUAUUUCCGCAUAUUUUUAGAUUCUUACUAUUCUUACUCUUGGCAAGAGCAAGUUAGACUCACUCUGGUACUUAUUAUAGUAACUUUUAGUCAUAAGUCUUGAUAAGUACUCUUAGUCAAAGUUGUUAGUUUAGUAAGCCUUGGCCUUGACUCUCAGGCUAACAAUAUACUUAAAUAUACUAACAUGGUCGUUAAAGUUAGAAUAAUAUGGAAGAUAGGAUGCCAUGAUUUUCAACAUGGCCGCCAUCUUGGUUGACAAGACCAGUUAAUUCUGUCACUAAAUCUAAGUAAAUGUAUCCCUAACCUGAACCCUAAAUGUAUCCCUAAACCUAUCCUGAACCCUAAAUGAAAUGUAUCCCUAAACGGUAAACCUAACCUGAACCCUAAAUUUAUCCCUAAACCUAACCUGAACCCUAAUUCACUGCAACUUUAAUAAACACACAUAAGAAGUCGUAGCAUCCUAUCUUCCUUUUAGCCAAAGUGAGUCUUGGGUUUAGGCUUUAAAAAAGGCACUUUUACAUAGCCGGCUUACGUCAGGACUUAGUCGUCUUAGUAAACUUAACUUAGAACACUUUCCUAUACUAUUAAUAUUGUAAACUCAAAUUCAAAUAUAUAGCCUACAUCUGACAUACACAUGAGUAAAUUAUACUAUACUUUUUACUUAGAGUUUAGUAAGAGUAAGUUAGAGCCCAGACUCAAGGCGCCAGAGACCUUUUAAUAUCUAUAGUCUAUAUUUAAUUAGUAAAGUAAUAUGGGAGGACUGCAUUCACAUCAUUCACGUUGAAGUAAUAAUAAAUUUCAGUGUAGACUGUGUCAGUGUGUAGAGAAAAACCUGAAGAAGGACAAUACAAAAAUUUUGAUUAAGAAACUUAGACUUAGGACGGCAAAAGACAGACAAGAAAAAAUUAGCUGAUACUGAUAUGUAUAUUCAAUAUUUAGAAUAUGAUGGAUGGGAAAUCAUACUACUUUGUACUAUUACUAGUUACUACUGAUUCUGUAAAAACUGUGACUAGUUCUAGAUACACAUAUUUGAUUUAUAGACUAUAUUAGUGUUAUAUAAUACUAUUCAAAAUAAAAAUUAAUUCUUCAGUAGGCCAUAUAAAAAAAGUAGUAUUAGUAUUAGUAAUUAGGCCUAGCCUAAUCAUGCCUAAUGUUAUUAUUAAGCUAAUUAUCGUUAUAUUUUAAUUAAUUAACAUUAAAAUUGUCAAAAACAAAAGAUGAGUAGGGCUAGGUUACAAUCCUAUUGGUGAGAAUUUUAUUUAUUGGUCUUGGUGAAAUAUUAAUUUAUAAGAAAUUAAGCUAAAUGAAAUUUCUUUAAGCAUAAAAAGUAAGAUACUUGUAAGAUACUUAGUAAAUAACUCAUAAGGAAAUGAUAUCUCUAAGUCAUACUCUAUACUAUGAUCUAUGAGUAUCAUAAGCUGCAUAGAUCAUAUACUUAAUAUUUCAAACAUCAACUUCUCCGACUUCUGUUAUAAAUUUUAAUUUAUUUGUUAAUAUAAUUUAUUUACAGUUACAGCUAUUUUCUACUUUUUUUUUAGAUUAAAAAUGAAUCAAUCAUUAAUAAAUGAAUGAAAAAUAUUAGGCUAAUAAUUUCUCAUUUAUUGUCAUAAAAUUAAUUAGGGCAAAGGUAAAUUUAGUCUAGGACAAGAAAAAAGGUUAUUAAAACACUAAAACUGAGGAGGCUUACAGUAAAAGAACACACACCUCACACUCAUUCCAUAUUCAAUUUGAGUUAUGUUACAGUCAGUUAAGCCUAACCAAUAAAUAAGUUCUCUGAGCCCUUACAGUUCUAUUUAAGAAACCAAAUACUUACAUUUUUUCCUAAAUUAGUAACUUAUUAAUUAAAUUAGGCCUACAUAAAUAUUAAAUAAAAAUAAUUUGCCUGAAUUUCUUUUUCCACAGAACUAGUCUAAUAGUAAUAGUAAUAGAAGACUUAAGAAACUUAGACAGUCCUAUAAUGCAUUUUUUUCAGUACAUGGCAGCAUUUUCAGAAUUAUGAGUAAUCAAAGUCAAGUUGGCACUUCAAAUAAGUUGGCCCCCAGCAAAAGUACAGUCUAUGUCUCCAAUCUUCCAUUUUCAUUAACAAAUAAUGACCUGCACAAGAUUUUUGAGAAGUAUGGUAAAGUUGUCAGGUUUGUGAUCAUACCUAGCUAUUGAUUGUCAUUUAAUCAUAUAUUAUCUAUAUAAUCCCUGUACAUGUUAACAUUGGAGUUUUUUUGUGAUUAGGGGUGGGUGUUAACUGUUGGUUAGAGUGGAAAUGUACAUAUCUGUAAAUGGUACAAUUAAUUUUUAAUAGAUUGUCAUAAAGAUUAAAAUCUAUCUAACUCUAACUGGAUUUGCUGGGGAUUGAUAAGGGCUGGUCAUCACAACCUAGGCCAUCAAUUCAAGUAUUGUACAAAGAAAAGGGAAUGUUUGUAGUGCAUGAAAUUUGUCAAGGAAUUGUAAAUAUAAAUUCCAUUUACUUGAGCAUAGGGCUGUUGUUUUCCGAACCCUUGGUCUAGAGCAGAGAGAGAAUUAAGAGUGUAUUCAAAUUAUUUUAAAUUUGAAGAUUCAGUGUGCCUGUUGGCAAGCUCUGUUCUUCCAUGCUGAGUUGGUCAGUUCUUUGCAUAAACAGUAUUGCCUCUCCCUGGUAUGCGACCAUCAAGGAGGAACUACGCAGUGCCAAGAAAGAGCGCCGUAGUGCAGAAAAGAAGUGGUUACGGUCAGGUCUUGUGGUUUUUAAGCAGAUAUUUUACGCUGUCAAGAAGCGUGUCAAUCAGAUUGUUUGUCGUGCAAAGACUACGUAUUUUAGCCAAAAGAUAACUAUGGGUAAAACCAGCAGGCAGUUGUUUGAUGUUUGUGGUCACCUUAGGGGGAGUAACAAAGGAACUGCGCUUCCUUCGGUGUUUCCCCUGCCCAAGCAACCAGAUAUUUUCUGUAAUUUCUUUACAAGCAAAGUAGCUGACAUUCGAGCUGAGCUUGAUCGUCUUGAUGCCCCUCCCCUUGAAUUGCCUCCUUUCCCUUGUCUUACUUCCCAUUUUAAUAUUUUUAAACCUGUUUCAGAACUUGAGGUAAAAAAUAUAAUCCUAAAAUCUAAACAUACGUCAUGUUAUUUGGAUCCCAUCCCAACCCCCCUGUUGGUUGAGUCAUUAGAUAUCUUGCUCCCAACAAUAACCCGCAUAAUAAAUGAAAGCUUAUAUUCUGGCACUGUUCCGCCUCUUUGCAAAUCAGCUGUCAUCAAACCAUUGCUUAAGAAGCCCGGUCUGGAUGAAAAUAAUUUAAAAAACUAUAGACCUGUAUCUAACUUAUCAUUUUUAUCUAAAGUUAUUGAAAAACUAGUCCUAAAACAACUUUUUGCUUACUUAAAUGAUCACUCUCUUCUCAGUUCUAAUCAGUCGGCCUAUAGACAUUUCCAUAGCACGGAGACAGCUCUCUUGAGAGUCAGUAAUGACCUCUUGCGCGCAAUGGACAGCGGUAAUGUCUCCAUUUUGAUCCUCUUAGACCUCAGUGCGGCCUUUGACACUGUUGACCAUGAAAUCCUUUUCAAAACCCUUGAAAACUACUUUGGAAUUUCUGGUUCGGUUUUGGCUUGGUUUAGGUCCUACCUCUCUGAUAGAACGCAAAUGGUCUCUGUCGAUGGCUGUCUCUCCGGCAGUGCUGAUUUGGUGUACGGAGUGCCACAGGGGUCCGUUUUGGGUCCGGUUCUAUUCAUAAUGUAUACCAGACCACUACUCCUCUUGCUCGGGAGGCAUGCUGUUGAGAACCAGUCAUUUGCAGAUGAUACACAGCUAUACAUGCAUACCCAUCCAUCUCUUGUCGAUUCCGCUGUCCAGACUUUGCGGGGGUGCAUUGAUGAUGUCAAGUCUUGGAUGACACUCAGCAAGUUGAAGCUUAAUGAUGACAAAACAGAAGCACUCCUCAUUUACAAUCACAAAUCAUCCUCUACCUCAACUCUUCCCACCUCAUUUCAAGUAGGUAACUCCGACAUACAGUUUACACCCUCUGCUAGGAAUCUUGGUUAUAUUCUUUCUAACAACAUGUCUCUCGAUAAACAUAUCUCUCACAUUUGUCGUUCGGCAUACACCGCCAUCCGUCAGAUCAGCUCCAUCCGCCACUACCUGACAGUUAGCGCAACAAAAACUCUAGUCUGUGCUCUUGUUCUCUCUCGUCUUGACUAUUGCAACUCACUUCUGUCAGGUUCACCGAAACAUUUUAUAGAAAAACUGCAGAAAGUUCAAAACUCUGCUGCUAGGCUUGUUCUUAAGGCAAAAAAACGCGAUCACGUCACUCCACUACUCCACUCACUACAUUGGCUCCCUAUACAGGCACGCAUUGACUACAAGCUGUCUCUUCUCUGUCACAACUUUUUCUCGGAUUCCUGCCCUUCCUAUCUAACUGAACUUCUUUCUGUCUAUUCACCCCUUCGACAACUUCGCUCCUCCGCAGACUCGCGUAUUCUGUCCGUUCCCAAGACACGCACUAAAUUAUAUGGUGAACGAUCUUUCUCUUUCUGCGCCCCCAAACAAUGGAAUUCUUUGCCACUACACAUCCGCAAUAUAACAACCACACAGGCCUUCAAAACUGCACUCAAAACACAUCUAUUUAAACUAUACUACUCUGACUGAUUCUCCUCCUAUAAACCGAUAAACGUACAUGGGUUUCCUUGUAAAAAUGUCUGGUGUGGGUGGAUGAAUAUACCUAUGGUGUUGUUUUGCUUAUAUGUUGUUUUUAUUUCAUUUAUGUAUUUUAUUUUAAUAUUAUGAUUAUGCCUCUUUGCUAUAUAUGUACAGCGCGGUGAGCCCAGCCCUAGGCCGGGGUACCGCGCUAUAUAAGACCACUUAUUAUUAUUAUUAUUAUUAAUUGUGGAGGGGCAUUAGAAAUUAACAAAAAUUAUAUCGAAUAAUUAAUUAUAAUUUUGUACAAGGUAAUGUAUAAUGUAAUCAUCAAGAAAUGAACAACUCAUCACAUACAUUAAUUAACAGCAAUUGUUAUUUUAAAUUUUAGGGUUACAGUUAUGAGAGACAAGAAUACACGAAAAAGUAAAGGAGUUGCAUUUGUUUUGUUUCUGGAAAGAGAUGGAGCAUAUACAGCUGUCAGAGCUUUACAUAAUACUAAGGUUGAAAAUUCUUUAUAUUAUACUGUUAAAACAGUCAGUGAGGCAUUGAUUUGGAAAGUUCACUUGAUUGUACUGAUUCUUAAAAAAAUUAUUAUUAUUUAGAUCUUUAUUGUUCUGCAUUAAAAAUAAUAUACUCUAGGUCUUAACCAAAUUAUGUUCUUGCACUAGCUCCUGAAUAUAUAGAUAUGCAUUAAGGUUGCACCAAUUACUAGGCAGCUAUCCAGUAAUGACAAUACAGAGUUGCGUGGAAUUUAGAGUUAGUGAUAUGCAAGUCUUUGGUUAAACUGCCCAUUUGUUUAGAAGCAAUAUUGUUCAGCUAUGUGGUUGUAAUAAUUGAAGGCUACCGCCAAAAUUGUGAAGAAGGUUUAUCUCCUAUGAUAUUUUUUUCCAAUUUCCUAAUUAGAAAUGGCUUAAUCAGACGUUAUCUCAUUCUCAGAUGUUUGAUCGGACUAUAUCUUGCAGCAUUGCCAAAGACAAUGGUAGAGCACCAGAGUUCAUCAGACGGAGGGAAUAUGUGGACAAAUCAAGAUGUUAUGAAUGUGGAGUAAGUUAAAUAAAAAAGGUUUGAUGCAAAAUCCCGUUUUCAUUAUGGGUCUUUUAAAUAUUGGAGUAUUUUAAUUAGAUUAUUUUAUUUAAACAUAAAAAGGAGUUGUGUGAUUUUAAAAACAAAUAAGACAAGUUACUUUAUCACUGUGGUUUUUUUUUUUGACAUGGGAAAAAAUAAGUAAACUGUUACUUGUACAUAAUGUUAAUUGUAUUGCCUUCACGGUAAGGCAUUGUUCACAAAGGAUAUUUUAAAAAAAAUCUCUUCCCACUCCCUCCCACUUGUCCACACUUCACUGCAUGUGGCUUAUACCCCCUACAGUCAUACAGCAUUGUGCAGUGCAAAAUUCCAGGAAGUAUAGCCUAACUAUUAUAAAGAGCAAAGGGACCAGAUUUUAACUUCUAAAUAAGUCUAAUAAAAUAAAUCAUUAGCUUAAAGUCAACUGGAAAAGAGAGAUUGAGAAAAUUUCAAAAAGCACAAACUUGCAGUUUAGAUUUGUUGAAAAAUAGCAACCAAAUUUUCAGAGUGAUCCCCUCAUGAAAUUUUUCUAACUUCUUGGUACCCUAAUUUAAUUUUGCAAAUAGAUCAGCAAUAGAGGAAUCCACAAUGUAAAUAUUUUAAACUUUCUGGAUUACACAUAUUUGAACAAUAUAUUUGAACAAAAAACCCCCCCCCCCUCUUUCCUUUUAUUUGCAGACAUCCUUUAUGAACAGCCCCUAAAAAUAUAAUUUUUAUUAGGUGUGACAGACUUAUUUAAUUUGUUAUGUAGUGUUACUAACCAAAGUUAAAUGGCUACUAUUUGUGUGUUUGAAAAAAUAAGUUCAUUUUUAAUAAAUUCAGACAGUCAUUACAUGCAUUCUAUUACGGAUUUCAAUGUGACUCAUGGGGAGACUAGUUUGCCCUCCUAACUAAUUUAUCUGGUUUUUUUUAUAAUUAAACGUUUAAAAUUUUUUUUUCUUAACACUCAAUACCAGAGCUAAAUUUUGUAUGUGUAUUUCAUAUACUUUUAGGACGAGGGUCAUCUCAGUUAUAAAUGUCCCAAAAAUUUAUUAGGAGAAAGAGAACCACCCCCUAAGAAGAAAAAGAAAAGAAAGGGUGAUGAUGAUGAAGAUGAUCAAAAGUAAGGAUUACAUUAAUAUACCUUUAUUAUUUAAUGCUUGGGGGAAAAAAAAAUAGCCUCUUAGUUAUAGCUCUACAAAAAGGCUUUUUAUGAUUUCAUCUAAUUGAUGCAUCAAGAGUAUGUUAAAUGGGUAGCACCGUACUCGGAUAAAUAAAUGCUCUUAAAUUGAACUGAGAAGCAAAUUACUAUAGUAAUCACAUUGAAAUAAUUUCCGUCAAAAUUAUGUUCAAGAAGUCAUGCUUUUUUCCCUUCUUUAAUACCUCCCUUAGUGAGGACUAUGAAGAUAGUGAUGAAGAUACAGCCACAAAAUCAGCAAUGGAAGAGUCGCUUGCUUUGGCCAUUAAAUAUCAGGUAUUUUCAGACAAGAUACUCCUGCAUAAGUUUUCAAAUCUACUUAUCUAGAUACAAUACUUAAAAUUACAAUUCGUAAUAAAUUUGCAUUAAUAUUUUAUGUGGUUUAUGAAAAGAAUUAGAAUUUAUAUAUCUUUUUACAAACCAGUUAAAUAAUUUCUUUACUUCAGCAAGCUAUGAUGAAUCAUGAUGUUACAUCAGUUGGCUCGGAAUCCACAACCAAAAGGAAAAAGUACAAAAAAGAUGCAUAUUUUAGUGACGAAGAAGAACUAGAUGACUGAGGAUUCAACUCCUUAUAACACCAAAUAAACCUUACUUACUUACAGCUAAUAAAAAAAAAAAGAAAGAAAGAAGUAUAGUAUAAUUAAUUACAAAUGAACUUUUUUUUAACAAUAAGACAUUUCUAUUUUAGAGAAAUAUUAUGGAAUUGUUUAUUACAUAGUAUUGGAGUUUCCUUUCCAUGUUAUUAUUGUUGUAGGGCCUGGUAAGGGGCCAUCCACACAUCAUGUAUACACUAAGGAGGUAGGGUUGUUGAUUUAUAUGUUUGUGCAUUAUGGUGUCUAAGGGUGGUCUCUACAGAAUGAUUAUUUACAUUUAUCCUCUCUUUGUUGAUACUAAUUUAUUAUAGCAUGUUUGCAGAUAUAACAAAAAUCAUAUAAUUCAUGAAAAUGGUUUCUCACACUAAAAAGUUUAUGUAUUCCAAGGCUGUAUCAAAGAUUGUCAAUAAAGAUAUAGUUAGUAGGAGAUAAUGGGACAUAAUUUUUAAAAACAUUUUUUAUGGUGACUUUAAUUUCCUUCUGCUUCAUUUUAUAGGGGGAGGGGAGAGAAGCUAUUUGUACACAUGCGAGGGUGGGGGUUGAGUCCAAAUAUGUACAGGUGCAACAAGGGGAACAUAUGAUUAUUUUUUUAAAAUGAUAUUUGAAACCAAAUAAAUAACCAAAUAAAUUUAAUUGUUAAAUCGUUGCCAACUCUAUAAAGUGGUUAUACAACUCUGAACAUAUGUAUAUAGCUUUAAGUGUAUUAUGUGUGACUGAUGAAGUUAUUAAGUCAUAAUAGAUAUGUCCUCUUUGAAGUUUCAGCAAAAAUUUUAAGAAUGGAUCAAUUUUUAUGUGAUGUCUAUGACUUCUGUAUAAAUCUAAUAGAAUAUGUCUUUGAAAGCAAGAUAACGGGUAUGAAAUUUGUGGAAGUCAAAAAUGUUUGAUGAAACAAUAAAAAUCUUGGUUAUAAAAAUGUCACUAUUUUUUUUAUUGAAUUAAGUUAGUUUAAGUCUUAUUUUGUAUUAGUUUUCUUCAUGAAAAUGCAACAACAUAU
Molecule: messenger RNA, 8878 nt
Organism: Lymnaea stagnalis (great pond snail)
Lineage: Eukaryota; Metazoa; Mollusca; Gastropoda; Lymnaeidae
Source: the annotation of a GenBank genome assembly